GCGAUGAGAGAAGGCACAGAAUGUCAAUGUCGAGUUGCUCGUGCCAAAUUGAUAUCAAAUAAUUGCACAUAUAUUUUACACAUGUGUACACAUAUUACGAAACCGCUGCCUAUUAAAUUAACAGGGAGAUCAUCUGCAAUCAACACCUGACAUUCGAUAUUUGCGUGACGAUGGAGUCACCGGUGAGCAAGGAGCAGUAUCGACUCCAGCAAGAAGCAUUCGUCUCCAAUCACGGAGGUACAACACCGCAAGAGGUUAUUUUAAUGCUUAUGCCGAACAUAUGUAGUAUCUUGUUGACGUCGACGACUCUAGCAGUUUUUAGAAGGUAUUCUCACAGAAAUGUAUCGGUCGUGCUCGAGUUCGCACUAUCUGUUAUUCCGAACAUAUUAUGCUGUACCGUAUUCUCCGAGCACGUCAGUAGCGUGUGCAUCGUAAUGAUGUCCAUUACUGUACUAAAUAUAAUACUGCUGGGAAGCAGGGGAGCUAAUCUUUCCAGCUUGACUGGAGUCAUGCGGCCAGUUACCAGCAAAAGGCCCUUCGUAACGAAUUUUCGCGCAUUGACCAACAUUAUUAGCACAAUCUGCAUCCUAGCCGUUGACUUCCGGAUCUUUCCGCGAAAAUUUGCCAAAACAGAAGUGUUUGGGUAUAGUUUAAUGGACACGGGUGUUGGGCUGUUUAUUCUGGCCAAUGCCUUGGUCGCACCAGAGGCUCGGGACUUUUCUAGUCAUCGCCAAGCAGGAUUUCGAGAAACUUUGACGAAGAAUAUGAAAAACUGCUUUCGGAGUUGCAUAUUGCUCUUGGCACUAGGUCUGGGACGUUGCGUAGCAGUGGAGUACUCAGGAUACCAGAAGCAUGUAACUGAAUACGGGGUUCAUUGGAACUUUUUUAUAACUUUAGCGGUUGUUAAGCUGUUUACUAGUAUGAUUACCAGUACUGUUAACUCAAAGUAUUCGUUACUCUCAGGUAUUUGGAUAUUAGGGAUGCAUGAAUACAUUAUGAGCACAAAAGGAUUAAAGCAGUGGGUCUUGGGCGAUGGACCAAGAGAUGACUUUAUCUCUGCGAAUCGGGAAGGCCUAAUUUCUGUACCUGGUUACGUAGGACUAUACUUUGUUGGUAUAGCUGUUGGACGAUUGAUACACUCGACGUAUCAAAAUUCGCACACAAAAUUAAACAUGAAUAUUUCUGUGAAACUGUUUGGUUUCGAAUUCCAAGCAAGCUACAAUGAGUCUAUGUUGUUGUGCAUUAAGUUAUCUUUGAUAUCUGCACAAGCUUGUAUUGCAACGCUAAUCUGUGAUUCAUAUUUCAAGAUCUCAAGAAGAUUAGCCAAUGCUGGAUACUGUAUGUGGAUAGUAACAUUAACAACUACGAUGCUUACUUUCCUGUUACUUGCAGAGGUCAUACUAGAUAUAAUUAAUUAUGCAGCAGGUGAAACGUACAAUGAAAAUAAGAUGAAAAAAUUGCGUAGAAGUUUGCGGUUGAAUUUAAAGAAAUACGUGGAUAACGAGGAGGAAAAUAAAGAAUGUAUAAUCAAGAGAUCUUUGGAAAUAUUUGAGGCUGUAAAUUACAAUGGCCUAUUUUUCUUCCUAUUUAGUAAUAUCAUGACUGGUCUUGUAAAUAUGUUAGUGUAUACAUUAUACACGGAGCGGUUAGCAGCUCUGUUAAUAUUGACUGUAUACAUGGCCGUAAGUGUAUCCUCAACAUUGAUACUUUAUAGAUUACAAAUACCAAUUAAAUUGUAAAGUGUAUGUGAGAAACGAUAAUGCGCUAAUUUUAAUGAAUUUACAAUUUUUAUCGAAUUUUUAAUAAUUACGUUAAAUUAGGUUAAAAGUAAUAUUCUUCCCAGUAUUUUUAAGCUCCGUGGUUGAAAACACAUAAUUUAUAUUAAUAUAUAUGUACAGAGAAUUUGCAGCUAUAGUUUCUAAUAUAGCUAACGUGUUAUCAUUUUUCUAUAGCUAAAUAUAUAUUUAAAUAUUAUAUAUAUAAAAUAUUUAAAUAUAUAUUUACCCAUAUAUAUAAAUUUCAUUAAAAAAUUUAAGUUAAAACGGAACGCUGCCAAAUGCAACUCAUACAUAUCGUUAUUCAUGUCGCAUUUAUUAUUAUUUAAUAAAAUAAGUAUGUACACAUUAUUAUAAAAAUAAGUAAAACGUAUUUGAUCGA
Molecule: messenger RNA, 2157 nt
Organism: Ooceraea biroi (clonal raider ant)
Lineage: Eukaryota; Metazoa; Arthropoda; Insecta; Hymenoptera; Formicidae
Biological process (GO): protein localization to plasma membrane; GPI anchor biosynthetic process
Cellular component (GO): membrane; endoplasmic reticulum
Molecular function (GO): glucosaminyl-phosphatidylinositol O-acyltransferase activity
Source: RefSeq, a predicted model, not a curated record